AUGCAGUUGAUCAUUGCAAUUUCAUUAUUAAUCAAUUUGUCAUUAGCAAAUAAUUGUUCCCAAGUUAAUAAUCAAACUAAUCAAUGUCAAUUCAUUAAAGACAAUUGUCAAAAUGAGAGUUUAAUCAAUUAUUAUGAAUUAUUUUAUUGUACUCAAUCAACUAUUAUUCCCUUUUUAUUAUGUCUAGCAUUAUUUUUCAUGGCAUUAGGAAUGACUGCACUGGAAUACUUAUGUCCAAAUCUUCAUACAAUUUCAAAGUCAUUUUUGAAAAUACCGGAUAAUUUAGCGGGGUUAACUAUAUUAGCAUUUGGAAAUAGUGCCCCAGAUAUUUUUAGUACUUAUGAAGCUAUGAAAAUGAGAGAAACUAAUUUGGCUUUAGCUGAAUUAAUUGGUGCUUCUUUUUUCGUUUCAACGUGUGUAAUUGGAUGCAUUGGAAUUAUAAAACCAUUUGAAGUACCUCAAUAUUUAUUUGGGAAAGAUGUUUUAAUGUACAUUUUAGUGUAUGCCAUUAUAACAUAUGCAUUAUUAUCAAGAAGUUUAAAUUGGAUUGCUUGUACAGUUUUAAUAUCUUUAUAUUCAAUUUAUGUAUCAAUUGCAAUUAUAGGACAUUAUAGAAAAAAAUCAAGAAUGGCUGCAAUUUUAAGAGAUCGAAGAUCUAGAGGGAUAUUUGAAAAUUUAGAAGAUGAAAUAUAUCAUGAUGAAACUUCUCAUUUACCUACAAUUGAAGAUAUUGAAUUUCAUCAUGAUUAUGAAAUAGAAAGUGGGACAUAUGGAAUUAAUAAAUUAAUAAAAGAUUUAUCAAGUCAUUCAAAUUUGGUGGGACCAAUCCAAUUAGAGACAAAUGAGGCGGAAUUCAAUGAUAACGACUCUAAUAAAUUUUUGAAAGUAUUUUGUCCACAAUUACUUGAAGAAACUUCAAUUCCAAGAAAAAUAAUAUUACUUAUACUACUUCCAAUCUCAAUUUUGUUGAAAUUGACAGUCCCUGUUGCCGAAGAAAUUGACAAACUUUUAAUUGCACAAACAUUUCUUGGGACCAACAUUUUCAUCUUUAGUUUUAACUUAUCUUGGACUUUAAAAAUCAUAUUUGCUGCAUUAAGUGUUCCAUUUACUUUCAUAAUUUAUAAACUAAAUCGACUUAAGCCUGAUGCAAUAAAUUAUUUUAAAACAAUAUUUGGUACUAUAAUAUCAAUCACAUACAUUUCGUUAAUUGCGACCGAGAUCAUUAGCAUUCUUCGAGUAAUAUCAACAGUUUAUAAUCUAAGUGAUGAUUUAUUAGGUAUAACAUUAUUUGCACUAGGAAAUUCAAUUGGAGAUUUCAUCACAAAUUAUACAAUGGCUAAAUUAGGAUUUCCAAUUAUGGCAUUUGCUGCAUGUUUCGGUGGUCCUUUAUUAGCUCUUUGUUCAUUUGGAUUCAGUGGAAUUAUUGUAGGUGGAAGUCAUAUAUUGGACUUAUCAAGUAUUUUAUUUGUUGGAGUUAUAGCAAUAUUUUGGAAUAUGAUUGUAUUAUGUAUAUUAAUACCUAAGAAUGAUUGGAAAUUGGAUGAGAGAAUUGGAAAAAUUUUGAUUAUUAAUUGGUUAGUAACUUGUAUGAUAUGUAUAUUUAUUGAAUUUUUAAAGUAUAAAUUAAAUUUUUGA
Messenger RNA from Lodderomyces jiufengensis, 1635 nucleotides. RefSeq lists its product as uncharacterized. The transcript has a single exon. Lineage: Eukaryota; Fungi; Ascomycota; Pichiomycetes; Serinales; Debaryomycetaceae. Gene Ontology annotation, cellular component: membrane. Bases 1 to 1635 code for a protein of 544 amino acids. The record is from RefSeq and is a predicted model, not a curated record. Gene Ontology annotation, biological process: monoatomic cation transport; transmembrane transport; intracellular calcium ion homeostasis. Gene Ontology annotation, molecular function: monoatomic cation transmembrane transporter activity.